ACGAGUGUACAAAUCCUAACAGGUGCCCGAGUACGAAACAGUGUGUUAAUACCCCGGGCAGCUUCCAGUGUAUAUGCCCUGCUGGGUUCACGGGGAGUCAGGACAGAAAUUGCAUUGACAUUGAUGAAUGUGAUACAAUCUCACUGAACACGUGCGCGGACAAAUCCUACUGCAGCAACACCCAGGGCUCCUAUUCCUGCCAAUGCUUUAACGGAUUUACGGGGAAUGGGCAUACGUGUGACGAUAUCGACGAAUGUUCCCUGAGUAACGGCGGAUGUGGUGGGGUGUGCAACAACGUGCCUGGUAGCUACUACUGCAGCUGUAACACCGGGUACAUCCUUAGCAAUGACGGCCAAAAUUGUAGAGACUAUAACGAAUGCAAAAGAAACAACGGGGGAUGUGCACAGAACUGCACCAACACUGAGGGUUCAUAUCAGUGCCACUGCACACAGGGGUAUCAGCUCCAUGUGAACCAGCGUGACUGCGUGGAUUUGGAUGAAUGCAAGAUCCAAAAUGGUGGCUGUGAAGACAUCUGCAUCAAUCUGCCAGGAAGUAUGAAAUGUAGUUGCCAGGGUGGGAAAACUCUUGCUGAUGAUCUAAAGACAUGUAUUGGUAUCUCAAGCUGUGCUGUCAAGAACGGUGGCUGUGACCAGGUGUGUAGGAUGACACUGGACAACCAGGUGUCUUGCUCCUGUUACCCUGGCUACACACUCAGCACAGAUGGACACACCUGCACAGAUAUUAACGAGUGUCUGGAUGUAAAUGGCGGUUGCGAGCAGCUGUGUGUCAACACAAGAGGGAGCUACAGAUGCACAUGUCUCCAAGGUUACACUGUAGCCGACAACUUUAGGAAGUGUCAAGCUGUCUGCAGCCCGCCAUGUUUAAAUUACGGCCAGUGUGUGGCUCCCAACAGGUGCCUGUGUCCUGCAGGGUACCCUGGCCCUGGCUGCUCCCCCAUGUGUAACCCUCCCUGUGCCCAUGGUGGCACCUGUCUCAGGUGGAACCAGUGUAUAUGUCCACCAGGGUGGACUGGGCCCGGAUGUCUUACUGCCAUUUGUAAUCCAGUGUGCCAAAAUGGAGGGCAGUGUAUUGCCCCAGACACCUGUCAGUGCCACUCUGAUUACACUGGGGAAAGGUGUCAGACAGUUCAGUGCACACCACCCUGUGAGAAUGAUGGGAUAUGUUCCCAGGUGAAUGUCUGCAUCUGUAAGGAAGGCUACAGUGGACCAAGAUGCCAGGAUGCACCCCCUGUAUGCAUUCCUUCCUGCCAAAAUGGUGGUCAGUGUGUUGGCUACAAUAGGUGUCAGUGUACCAUUGGACACAGUGGACGGUGGUGUGAGAAGAGCACUGCAAGUGUCUGUAGACCACCUUGUCUCCAUGGCGGCACUUGUCACUAUGGCAACAGGUGCGACUGUCCACAAGGCACACGCGGGUUCAGAUGUGAACACAGAUCCUGUGCCACAGUGACUUACCUGAAGAUGGAGAGCAGAGCAAUCAGGGUGCCAGUGAAGGAGGCCUACACCAUACCCUGCGGCAGGUUCAACUGGAGAACUUGCACCAGAUAUCGAACUGUUCAAAAGCAUGUUCACAGGACGUUCCACAGAGUGGGCUACAAAAUCCAGUGCUGAAUGUCCUACAGAGCGAGGCUUAUAGAACACAGAGUGGAGCGUAGAUACAGGCCCCUCUCCUCAUAUAGAUUAUAAUCAGCAAAUGUUUUUGAGUCAGCAAAAUUUUUAUUCAAGUGAAGUGUAACUUUGUUUUAAGCAGGAGUUUAAUCAGAUAUUGAUAUGAACAGAAUGAAAAUGAACAAUGGACCGUUUAUUAGGACUUUGUUUGUGGUAUUUCACACUGGUUAUAUCAGCAGGGCAGAUGAAAGCCGUCUUCUGGGACUUCUGUCCCCCGCCCCAACGCCCAACCGUUGGAUGUUUGGUUUAGCAUCUUUUUGGACAAGCUCUAUGUCGGAACCAGCAACUUAUUUUCCUAAGUGGAAAAUACUGGAUACAUUUGACUACAAGGAUUACUUUCUUUUCAAUAAAUUUGCAUA
Molecule: messenger RNA, 2044 nt
Organism: Lingula anatina
Lineage: Eukaryota; Metazoa; Brachiopoda; Lingulata; Lingulida; Lingulidae
Molecular function (GO): calcium ion binding
Source: RefSeq, a predicted model, not a curated record